Molecule: messenger RNA, 1047 nt
Organism: Myotis daubentonii (Daubenton's bat)
Lineage: Eukaryota; Metazoa; Chordata; Mammalia; Chiroptera; Vespertilionidae
Gene: OLIG1
Product: oligodendrocyte transcription factor 1
Biological process (GO): sensory organ development; positive regulation of transcription by RNA polymerase II; axon development
Cellular component (GO): nucleus
Molecular function (GO): DNA-binding transcription factor activity, RNA polymerase II-specific; protein dimerization activity; E-box binding
Source: RefSeq, a predicted model, not a curated record
GCUGCCCCGCCGUCGGCUCCCCGCGCGCAGGUCCGCGGGGCGGGGCAGCUGCCCAAGGGCCACCCCGGGGCGUUCCCGAAGGGCGCCCCGACCGACCGCCCCCCGAUGUACUAUGCGGUCUCCCAGGCGCGCGUGAACGCGGCCCCCGCGACCAUGCUGCGGCCACAGCGGCCGGGAGACGUGCAGCUCGGGGCCUCCCUGUACGAACUGGUGGGCUUCCGGCCGCAUCCCUCCUCCUCCUCGACCUCCUCCUCCACGACGGCCCCCCUCCUUCCCAAGGCCGCGCGCGAGAAGGCCGAGGUGCCCGCCGACCCGCCGGGCUCGGGAGCGGGGCCGGGCGCGCGCGCGGACAGCGGCCCCCGGGCGGACCCCAAAGAGGAGCAGCAACAGCAGCUGCGGCGCAAGAUCAACAGCCGCGAGCGGAAGCGCAUGCAGGACCUGAACCUGGCCAUGGACGCGCUGCGCGAGGUCAUCCUGCCCUACUCGGCGGCGCACUGCCAGGGCGCGCCCGGCCGCAAGCUCUCCAAGAUCGCCACGCUGCUGCUCGCGCGCAACUACAUCCUGCUGCUGGGCAGCUGGCUGCAGGAGCUGCGCCGCGCGCUGGGCGAGGGCGCCGGGCCCGCGCCGCGCCUGCUGCUGGCCGGCCUGCCCCUGCUCGCCGCGCCCGGCCCCGUGCUGCUGGCGCCCGGCGCCCUGGGGCCGCCCGACGCGCUGCGCCCCGCCAAGUACCUGUCGCUGGCGCUCGAGGAGCCGCCGUGCGGCCAGUUCGCGCUCCCGGGCGGCGGCGGCGGCGCGGGCGGCCCCGGCCUCUGCCCCUGCGCCGUCUGCAAGUUCCCGCACCUGGUCCCGGCCGGCCUGGGCCUGGCCGCCGUGCCCGCGCCGUUCUCCAAGUGAGCGCUCGCCCUCCCGGCUCCCGCGCGCCCCCGCGCCUGGCGCCCUGCACCGCGGGGCGCAUCCCGGAGCCCCUUGAGGACCUCCCGGCCCAGAGCAGCGGACUCCGGGCGCCCCCACCCCGCGGAAGUGCAAGUGACCCAGCGGCUGUUGGGC